AUGUAUCCAAAUCUGGGACCCUCAGCUCCACCUCCACCAACCAGUCAACAAUUGAACACUCCACGCGCAUCUCAGAGUGGACAAGGAGCAUCUACAGGAGUUUCCACAUCAUUACCGCCGCAACAGCAACAUCCGGGGCAGCUACAAAACACUCCGUAUCCACCGUCUGCAUCAAUCAACUCUCCGUAUCCACCUUCUACAUCCGCCAACUCGCCGUAUCCACCUUCUACAUCAGUCAAUUCUCCGUAUCCACCUUCCACAUCAGUCAAUUCGCCGUAUCCACCUUCUACAUCAGUCAACGCACCGUAUCCACCUUCUACUUUUGCAAACACUCCUUUUGCGCCAUCUGCUUAUGCCCCAAAUCAACAAUAUCCUGGACAACAGCAUCAACAAAAUAGUUCUUAUCCACCAGGUGGUUCCAUGAAUCAACCAUCUGCGAACUCACCAUAUUCACAACAACAACCGGCCUCGUAUUAUCCGGGUCAACAAAAUCCAAGUAGUUAUGGCUCACCCUAUUCGUCUAUUGGAAUGGGAGCAGCACCUAAUCGCUAUCCUCAGCAAAAUCAGCCACCAAACACGAACUACAGCCAAAAUGCUCCCAAUCAAGGAUAUCCCCCAGGAGGCAGCGGAUAUCCUCCAGGAGGCAGUGGUUAUCUCCCAGGAGGCAGCGGAUAUCCUCCAGGAGGCAGUGGUUAUCCCCCCGGAGGCAGCGGUUAUCCCCCCGGAGGCAGCGGUUACCCCCCGGGAGGCAGCGGUUAUCCGCCUUCACAAGGGUAUCCGCCACCUCAACAACAGGGUUAUCCUCCAUCGAACCCAUAUCAACCAAGUUAUUAUUCAGGUGCUUAUCCAGGGGCAGGACCUCCAAAUUAUCAACAAACGCCGUAUGGAGUUCCACCCCAACAACAGCCAGGUGGAGGCGGACCUGGUUUUGGAUAUCCAGGAGGUGCUUUUCCACCUCAACAGCAGCAAAGUAACUAUUCAGCUCCAUAUCAACAAGGACCUCGUCCAUCAUUUGGCGUUGGCGGUGGUAACGACUCACGUAUGCAACGAAUAAAUCAGAUCGCACAAAAAUAUGAAAUCAAUCCUGCACUAGAAAGUCGUCUUCGAAUAUUAGAAGGUUUUGAAAUCGUUUUGUUAUGUGAUGACAGCGGCUCUAUGAACACACCAUUAGAAAUCGGCACGCAAACGCGUUGGGAUGAAAUGAAACAAAUUGUCAACAUUAUUCUUGACAUUUGUAUUAUAUUUGAUUCAAACGGCGUCGAUAUCUAUUUCCUCAAUCGUCGGCCCGUUCAAAACGUUACAAACAUGUCUCAGCUGAACGAAUGCUUUAGUUCCAAACCACAAGGUAUGACUCCCAUCGUGCCCACACUCCGAAACAUUUUACGAACAAAAGGUGUUCAAGCAAAUGAAGGAAAAAAACUAUUGAUUUUCAUUGCAACCGAUGGAGCUCCUACUAAUGACCAGGGACAAGUUGAUAUUCAAUCGUUGGAAUAUGUAGUUCGUAAUGAACGUAAUCCUCAAACCACGUAUAUCUCGUUUUUAGCGUGUACGGACGACAACGAUUCAGUUGCUUAUUUAUCAAAUUGGGAUAAACAAAUGCAAAAUGUCGAUGUUGUCGACGAUUAUAAAACGGAAAAACAAGAAGUACAGCGUCAGCGCGGCUAUCAGUUUCCAUUCUCCUAUGGCGACUACAUUGUCAAAGCUCUAUUAGGAGCGAUUGACCCAUAUUUCGAUGCAUUAGAUGAAAGACCAAGCUAA
This is a messenger RNA of Didymodactylos carnosus, 1758 nucleotides long. The record is from the annotation of a GenBank genome assembly. NCBI's taxonomy places the organism in Eukaryota, Metazoa, Rotifera, Eurotatoria, Philodinida, Philodinidae.